AGUGACAUGUCGUUCGGUGGUGAAUAGGCAUUUGAUGCAAAAUAUUUUCAAUUUUUUUCCAUUAUUCGAUUGGUACAUUUGUGUUAAAUAUGUUUUGUUAAGCUCGUUCGUGUAGAUUUACGCAUAUCUGAACUUUGUUUAGUGUUUAUUUUUUAAUUUUUGCACAUAGCCAUGGAUCUCGAAGACAAUGCAAUGGGUUUAACCCCUGAACAAACUGAUAAAAUUCUUCAAUUUCAAGAUUUAACCGGCAUCGAGGAUAUGUCGAUAUGUAGAGACGUUCUGCAGAGGCAUCAGUGGGAUUUAGAGGUAGCAAUACAGGAACAGUUGAACAUCAGGGAGGGGCGGCCAUCGGUGUUCGCGACGGAGGCGCGGGCGCCGCCCGUGGUUCACGACCACAUAGCGCAGCAGGUGUUCACAGACGAGCCGCCGGAGGGCCCAGGCGGCGUACGUGGCCUCAUCAGUUACGUCGUCAACCUAGUCGUGUCCAUGUGCUACAGCACAUUAUCAUCCGUACUGAACUUACUAUUAAGUUUCAUACGUACUGAUGACAGACGAUUGGUAACUGACCCUCUCGGCGAUGUUAUGGGCUUCGUCAACAGCUACACAUCCCGCUACAGCCCUCACCCUGUGUUCUACCAGGGCACAUAUGCGCAAGCUCUUAAUGAUGCUAAGAAUGAGCUGCGUUUCCUCAUUGUGUACCUACACUCUGAGUCUGCUACUGAGACUCAAAACUUCUGCAGGACCACCCUGGCCGACCCAGAAGUGAUCCAAUACAUCAACACGCACGCCCUGUUUUGGGGCUGCAGCAUCGAGAGCGCUGAAGGGUGGCGCGUGGCGCAGUCGGUGGGCGGGCGCCGGUACCCGCUGGUGUGCGUGGUGUGCGUGCGCGACCACCGCAUGACCGUGGUGGCGCGCAGCGAGGGCGCCUGCCAGCCGCGGCAGCUGCUGGCGCGCCUGCGGCAGGUGGUGGCCGACAACGAGCCGCAUCUAGCCGCCGCUCGCGCCGACAGGGUGGAGCGCGAGGUGACGGCCCGGCUGCGCGCGGCGCAGGACGAGGCUUACGCGGAGUCGCUGGCGGCCGACCAGGAGAAGGAGCGGCGCCGCGCCGCCGACCGCAUCGCGCGGCUGCAGCGCGAGAACGAGGACAUCGAGCGCCGGCAGAUGGAGGAGCUCAAGAAACAAGAGCUGGUAGAGGCGCGUGCGAAGAUGGCGUCCCGGCUGCCGACGGAGCCGGCGCCCGGCGUCGAUACCGUGGCGCUGCUGAUCCGCCUGCCGGGCGGGGAGAGGCUCACCCGACGGUUCUCACUCAAGAGCACUACGAAGGACUUGUAUGACUUCGUGUUCAGCCACCCGCAGGCACCAGAGGAGUUUGAGAUCACGACUAAUUUCCCGAAGCGAGCGGUCGCGCGUGGUUCAUUAAACCUCUUCGAAGUUGGCCUUAAAGACCGCGACGUGCUAUUCGUCAACGAUAUCAACGCAUAGACUAGAUACAGGAGUGAUCAGGGCUUGAAGACAAGGGAUUAUAUCACGAGGUAAUAAAGACGGGUUGGCGAUAGUUUCGACAAGGGAAACGGAAAGGUUAAACUCGACCGACUCUUCCUUAGAGCUUGUCCACAAAGGGCGAAUUCGCCGCGAAACGAUUCGCGCGAAAUGAUUCGCGCGUUAGUGAGAUACUAGACAGCAAUACAUCGCGUCCACAAGCAUCGCGCGAAUUCAAAAUACGCGCGUAAAUCGCGUGCACUACGCUCGACUCUCGACUCGCGCUUGAUUCGCGCGUAUUGCGCGCGAGUUGAGAUACUAGGGACGCCUUGUUGCGUCCAGUUAACGCGCGAACUUUAGAGCGAGUGCAAGUAUCGAGGGCAAUGGAGCGCCAAAAUUUUGACACGGAAUUGAAUUCCUCCCCAAAUACUCGCGCGUUGGCACGUACCUUGUGGACGCAACAGUCGCGCGUAAAACGCGCGAGAGAAUCGCGGCGAAUUCGCCCUUUCUGGACAAGCUCUUAUUUUGUUUCCAGACACUUUUUGUUUUUUAGGGAGGGACCGAAAUCCAGGAACGGCACUAACAAUCGUUGGGCACUAAGGGGUGCCGUAGCACAUGGUUGAGGUAUUAUGUUAGUGCCCAUACUCUACUGGAUAAGUUAGUGCCGGCCAUGUCGAAAAUCUGAAGUUUUACAGAGAUAAAUUAACCUCAUAAGCAGUUUAUAUUUAUGAAUGUCAACUUGUUAAAACCAAUCGUAUCCUACACGAAUAAUAACUUGUAUUGGCAAUUUGUUUAUUAUGUAUACUUACCUAGGUAAGUACAAGUCAAUAAGUAUAUAGAAGAGUUUGUAUAAAAUACAGUUUUUCCAAUCAUUUUGCACUGUUACCUCACAGAAAAUAUAUCUAGAAAUAGAUAAAAAUAUUAUAGAUCCUACAUUGAACAUUAGUUAUAAAACGUAUACCUGUCAAUUUUAAAGCAUUCUAAGGAUAUCCUUAAGAAUAUAUCAAUUGGGAUUUGGUUAAAACUUGCCACCUUUGAGUCACCUAGUAAUCUUUUGAUGCUUCGGUUGAAUUUAGUAUUAUUCUUGGGUAACUAUGCAAUUCUCCACAAGUGAACUACAAUAUGAUUCAAGCCCUGUUUCUGUCCGAUACUCUAUUUGUAUUUUUUAUACAUGACUUAAAAUUGACAAGGGUGUGGAAUGUGGUAUGAAUAACUCGUUAUUGCGUUUGGUCUUCGCUCGGACAAUUUUUUUGCGGUACCCUAAACGUUUAGACAAUUUUGGGAUAUCACUACUGACUUGUUUGUUAAUUACUAAUGCAAUACUUUUGUAUGUGAACUUUUCAUAAAGCGAUUUAAAAAACAAUUAAGUAUAAUGGAUGUGACAGAUUAGGUCGCCCUCGACAGGGUCAUACUAAUUUUGUACUUAACUAUUUCCAGUGGUGGAUGCGUGACUACUUGCCAACUUAUCUCCAAUACCAUCAUGUGAAGUAGCCACACUAAACCACACAAGAUUAUUGUAAAAUAAUUUUAAUUAUUGUUUCUUAUAUUUUGAAGUUUUGUUUACCUUCGAUCAGUACCAUACGUGUAUAAGGUCGAAAUCAUGCAAUUAUUUAUAAUUAUUAUAAAUGUUUUUGUUUCUUUUGGCAAAUGCUCAAAAAUAAGUCUAUUAUAUCGUUUCGGCAAAAGAUAGAAAUUUUAUUUUUUCUCGAGACCUCCUAUGUGGAGUCCUGUAAUAUAAACAAUUGUGUAGGUAUCAAUGAUAUCAUGCCAAUCUUAAUAAAUGUGCUGGACAGAAAUACUACAUUGUUGAUUUUGACAUAUCAAUUUCGACCAUUCAUAGUAGCAUCUUCUUCACAAAAGAUUAUGAUGUUUUGUUUGCCUGUCCACUUUCUUUUUUCAGGUUCUUAACUAAAUAUAGUUAUAUUUUGUAAGUUGUGAUUGGUAUACUAUAAGUAGCACUAGAUAAAUCAAGGAAGCUUGCUGCUCGACAUAUUCGGGCCGUUCAAUCGAGCAAUAUCUGUAUCUUUAUUUUUGUAUACUGCAUUUGUCACUCAUUUAGUUGAAGCUGUUUAGCCUGAAAACAAAAUCAGAAUACUCAUUGUUCCUUUGAUGCGACUGGAGGGUUCUUGUAUAUAAAUUUACGCGGUCAUUUAUUUUGAUUUUGAAUUCGCCAGUCAAGUAUAGCAUAAUGAGACAAUCUGGCGUGGCGUUUGUCAGGACGUUCAUAGUUGUCGAGUAGCAGUAACAUUGGCCGUGCAUUUUGUUUGUUUUCAUUGGAGACACAAGUUCUGUGAUCGCGUACCUUGUGCGUCAUUGUGCGAGGUACGCCAGGUGCGGUGCGUCGAAUAACGACUUCGUGCAUUUAUUUGAGGACGGACUGUGUAUUAUAAUUUUUAUGUUUUGUUGUAUAAUAAUAAAUAAUGUUCCUUCCCUA
Messenger RNA from Pectinophora gossypiella (pink bollworm), 3913 nucleotides. RefSeq names its product FAS-associated factor 2-like (gene Faf2). The record is from RefSeq and is a predicted model, not a curated record. Gene Ontology annotation, cellular component: endoplasmic reticulum. The coding region runs from base 172 to 1482 and encodes 436 amino acids. Gene Ontology annotation, molecular function: ubiquitin binding. Lineage: Eukaryota; Metazoa; Arthropoda; Insecta; Lepidoptera; Gelechiidae. The transcript has 7 exons.